AUGGCCGCAUUGUACCCGUGGGUGCCAGCAUCCAAUGUCGCGUAUACGCUGUGCCGAUAUUUCUUGAAUCGGUUUGCCCCUCACGCGCGCAACAUAUGUCCGCUGCCGUUCCUGGACGGCCCGUUACCGGAUGAGGUGCCCGAGUCAUUUCUGCUGUGGGGGGAGCGCACACAGAGUGACCCGUUCAAGUACAUGGAGGAUCUCUUUGAUCGGCGAACGCAGAGCUACGUGAGAAGUGAGCAGCACCACUACGCUUUCAUUGACUCUAAGUUUGACUUCAAACACACCAAGGCUCGGUUGUGGGCGGAGCUUGAUUCCAAAGUAGUUGUCACAAGCCGAGAGGGUGGCUUUGAUAAAGGUGAGGAACGCAUUGGUGAAUUUGUGUACUUCACACGCGUGGUGCCAGGGGGCGAUUCCAACGCCAUUGGAUUUUAUCGGAAACGGUAUGGUCAAGUGGAUUUACUUGCGGAGGAGCUCAUCAAUCCAACGUCGCUACAGCAACAUUUUGGCUACGAGAAAUGCCAUGUUGGCAUCUGCCGCGUUUCAGAGGACGGAAGGUACGUGGCGUAUACACUUUCCGUGGAGGGUGGUGAUCGAUACAUUUGUCACGUGCGCAGCAUCGAUAACGCCAGUCUAUUUCAUGUGAUUCGUGGCCGAAACAUUGUGAGUAUUGAGUUUGGCUCGGGAGAUUAUUUUUACUUUACGGAGUCUAACGACCUCAACCGCCCAUACACAGUGAUUAUGCAGCAAAUUCGUCCAGGCAUUCUUCCUCCGCCCGUGGAAUUGUACCGUGAGGAUGAUGAGCAGUUCUUCGUUGAUGUUCACAAGACGAAGGAUAAUGCGUACAUCAUCAUUACAUCUGAUUCCAAACUCAAGAGCAGUGCCCUUGUUCUUCCAGCCUCGUUUCCGAAGGUUUCACGUGAGCUGCAGGCAUUCUUCCGCGAUGGUCGACCGGUGGAGAUUGCCGGAAAGGAAAAUUGGAAUUGGCUGGAGCACUACGAUGGCCACUUUAUUAUGGUGGUGGCCGACCAGGGGCCGAAUCACCGCGUCGUUUAUGCGCGUGAGGAGGUUGUUCUAAAACAUGGCAUGCGCGCCGAGUGGAAGGAACUUGUUCCUUACCGAGACGAUGUGCAGAUUGUAGACAUGGAUCUGUUUCAGGGUCGAAUUGUUCUCUACGAAGUUCACUUUGCGUUUGAACGCAUCAACCACAUCCACAUCAUUAAGUGCGACAAGGGGCUCGAUGACGCCGCACGACAGGCGCGCAAGGAUGACCUGGUGCUGCAUUUUCCGCCCCUAACCUCAGUGACGCCGGGGCUGAACAAAAAUUUUAAUCAGGAUUCCAUGAGUUUUGUCUACAGCAGUAUAUGCCAGCCGAGCAGGGAUUGUGUAUUUAGUUUUGAUAGCAAGAUGACAGCAGAGAAGAGUCGGGUGUGCAAUUCUGAGUCUCUCUUUACGCAACGUCAGUCGGAGCAGUUGACACCCUGGGACUACAUGUGGCCGUACAGCAUCUAUCGUGAUCUGUGUCUUUCUCCGGAUGGCACACAGAUCCCUAUAACGAUUUGUCAUCGGCGCGAUGCUUUUGUGCAGGAGGCGACCGACUUUGAGGCCCAGCCCAACACGCCCAAGCAUUGUCUUAUCUAUGUGUAUGGUUCAUAUGGUGAGGUGCCAUCGAUGCACUUCCAGCUCGCACCGUACAUGUGGAUGCUGCGACGGCGUUGGACUGUUGCCUUUGCCCACGUGCGGGGUGGGGGUGAGUUGCCCAACUGGGGGGAACAGGGGAAGGGCAAGAACAAGAUCAACGCCGUUCAUGACUUUAUUGCAUGUUGUGAGCAUAUGAUUAAAAUGGGUUACACCAAGCCAGAGCUUAUGGUGGCAGCAGGGAAUAGCGCGGGCUGCGUCCCCAUUGCAGCUGCUAUGAAUAUGCGUGGCUGUGGGCUUUUUGGCAACGCCCUUCUUCGUUCGCCAUUUUUGGACAUCAUCAACACAAUGAUUGACCCUGAUCUCCCACUCUCACUGGCGGAGCGCGAUGACUGGGGGGACCCGCUGCACAGCGCAGAGGAUUACGCUCGAUUGACGCAGUAUGAUCCCUAUCUCAACAUCAAUGAUCGCGUCACAUACCCGGGCAUGAUGAUCUCCACUUGCCUUGACGACGACCGUGUGCCGCCGUGGAACACACUGAAGUACGUCGCCAAGUUGCGUCAGCAGCGACGGCGUAAAGGAACAGACCCUGUUGCCCGACCCCUUGUUCUGCGCUUGCGGAGUAGUGGUGGUCACUACUGUUGGGGCGAUACGGAGAACAUAUGCGAGGAGCUGUCCUUUCUCUGCUCCCAGUUGGAUCUGGAGGGACCUGGAAAGGUGCUUAACGACAUGGAUAUCAUGACGCAUAUGCAUAACCUCACCGCCACAGGAGCGAUGGACCACGACGACCAGGAGAAGGUGUUUCUCAAGUGGGAUAAUUGGGAGCGGGAACGCAUUGACUACCAUGUGAAACUUCACAAUUUUGACUGGGAACCCAAUUUUCGCAAGUUGAAGGCGGAAAAGGAGCCGUUCUUUUGGGUACCGAACGAACAGGAGAUGCAGCAACGUAAGGUGGACGAGAUGUUCCACGCGAGGGAACGAGAUAAACGUGAAGAGGCGAAGAGCGAAGCUAAAGUGGGUAGCACAGGGCGUGCCGCAGGUGGGAAUAAAUGGAAAGAAAAAGUCAAGAAAUAG
Messenger RNA from Trypanosoma cruzi, 2712 nucleotides. Its product is annotated as oligopeptidase B-like protein, putative. The record is from RefSeq and is a predicted model, not a curated record. The coding region runs from base 1 to 2712 and encodes 903 amino acids. Gene Ontology annotation, biological process: proteolysis. Lineage: Eukaryota; Euglenozoa; Kinetoplastea; Trypanosomatida; Trypanosomatidae. The transcript has a single exon. Gene Ontology annotation, molecular function: serine-type endopeptidase activity.